ACAAAAAUAUGUACAUUGAGCGCAAGGUUGUCGCGCGUAAUCAUCGAAUCUCAUUUCCGCAGCUGCGUGCGCCGAUUUCAUUAUUCGUAAUUUUCAACAUAACGUAUUCGUUUUCUUUAUCAAGUCAAACGUGAUAACGCAUGAUAAUGUUUACUUAUUUACAUUGAUAAUAGAAAUAUUAAUAAUACCAAGCAGGGCUCAAACCAAUGACAUUUCAUCUAUUAUUCAUGACUCGGAAAUCGAAAGUUUCAAUCCUCGCUACGUGAGCGGAUACAACUGGCGACACAAAUAGGAGACGUGAAUCAGGACGGAAACAGAAAACUCUUGUGUUACGCAACGUCUCCAGAUUUCGAGACACCGAUAAAAUCAAUAUUUCUAUGUACGUUUCCUUUCAUGAAUUCAACAGAACACGUGGUUUUCAAUUAUCAAUAACUCCGAACCAUUUUGCUGAUUGCAUUUGGAAUAAAAAUAACCGAGGGUUUGCAGAACUUUUGCAAUCAAUAUUUCCAUCAUGAAUACACCCAAGGAAAAGAAACAGCAAUUGAAAAAAUCGUUGUCAGCUAAAAAAGGACCUGUCAAGGGAUUAAGGAAUGUACUUGCUCAGCCAUACAACACGCAGUGGCCUGUUUUAAGUAAUGAGAAGGAAUGCUGUUUGGAAAAGCUUUUAAGUCGAUUAUUGCCAGGAUUGAAACGAGAGGUUCGCUCGGUUCCUUGGUCUCAGUUAAGAAAACUGGGAAAGGAUGAGCGACGAGCCGCAAAAAACAAACUUUGCACAGAUGUGGAUAUGGUGAAACCGGAUGAUGUUGCUCGGAAAUUUAUAACUUUCGGUGUUAAUGCUGUUACUCGUGAUCUGGAGAAAGACAAACUAUGCUCAAUUCUCUUGGAUUCUACUGUAGAGAAUUUGCUGAUUAAACAUUUAGUUGUCAUGGCUCAGAAAAAUAAUGUCCCUAUUUUAUUGGUACCAUUUCUGAAAAAAGUGAGUUUGGAGAAUAUGGGAUUCGCCAGUGUUGCAAUGGCUCUAAAGCGAGAAAUAUUGGACACGACUUCUGAAUUCAAUAACAUUCAUCACGAAAUUGUCAAAUUCACUGAACCCAUAUUAGUCCCAGAAAAUAUAACACCGAUCGAAGAUUCUUCAACAGCUAUAAACACUGAAAAUGUAGAAAUUCCUGCAGAGGAAAAAAGUGUAUCGAACGUGUGUUUUUCUCUAUCUACGACUGUUUACAAAUACAGAAAUAACCGAACCGAAAGGAUAUUCGUGCCCCCGAAGGCGAAUAAAGACAUAAUGGAUAAUGGAGAAAAUUGGGGAGACUUUAUAGCAAUAGGAAAAGACGAUACAGAACUGUGUACUCCGAAACCUCUGAUAUUUCGAAAAAACCAACGUUACAUGGACAUUGAUGUCACAAAAGUCGAAAAUAAAAAUAAGAAAAAAAAGUCUAGCACGUAUUUACCGCUCAAAGUUAAGCGCAUACAAGGCAAUAACAAUAGAGUCAAAGCCACAAAAUCGUCGAAAUCAAAGAAAAAAUCAUCACUGAAUAAAAAGUAAGAAAUGAAGAAACACGUUCUCUCUUGCAUGAGUUCUUAUAUAUUUUUCCACCCGAUUUAUCAUAAACUAAUCUCGCGUAUUAUGUGAGUACGUAAAUUCGUCAUCAUUUCAUACUAUUAUGUACAUGCGUAAAUUGUAAUAUUUUGUACAUCAGUUAUUCGUCGCCUCUCUUAAGGAACUGAAUAAAAUCUAGCCAGUCUUACGAA
Messenger RNA from Venturia canescens, 1749 nucleotides. RefSeq lists its product as uncharacterized. The transcript is spliced from 6 exons. Gene Ontology annotation, biological process: tRNA 5'-leader removal. Gene Ontology annotation, cellular component: nucleolar ribonuclease P complex; fibrillar center; ribonuclease MRP complex. Bases 512 to 1543 code for a protein of 343 amino acids. Lineage: Eukaryota; Metazoa; Arthropoda; Insecta; Hymenoptera; Ichneumonidae. The record is from RefSeq and is a predicted model, not a curated record. Gene Ontology annotation, molecular function: ribonuclease P activity; ribonuclease P RNA binding.